AGUUUUGGGCGGCCAGGUCUGCAACCAGAGUCAAGCAGAGCCCGGCACCCUCUCAGACUGACGGCGGAGGCGGCGGAGUAGCGCGCAGCCUGGGCUAGGCGCGAAGAGCCUAGAGGAGGUGGUGAGUGAGUGCAACUUCGCGCCGCUCUUCCCAGCUUCGGCUUCUCAAGAGGGUCUCAGCAGCGAGUGCCGCAAGUGCGCUUCGGACGAGCGCGCAGGCAGUCAGGAAGAUGAUGAUGAUGUCCCUGAACAGUAAGCAGGCAUUCAGCAUGCCGCACGGCAGCAGCCUGCACGUGGAGCCCAAGUACUCGGCACUUCACAGUGCCUCUCCCGGCUCUUCCGCACCCACGGCGCCUUCGGCCAGCUCACCCAGCAGCUCUAGCAACGCUGGAGGCAGUGGCGGCGGCGGCGGCGGCGGCGGAGGCCGGAGCAGCAGCGCCAGUAGCAGUGGGAGCAGCGGCGGCGGCGGGGGCUCCGAGGCGAUGCGAAGAGCAUGUCUUCCAACUCCACCGAGCAAUAUAUUCGGCGGGCUGGAUGAGAGUCUGCUGGCCCGCGCUGAGGCUUUGGCGGCCGUGGACAUCGUCUCCCAGAGCAAGAGCCAUCACCACCACCCGCCCCACCACAGUCCCUUCAAGCCAGACGCCACCUACCACACGAUGAACACCAUCCCGUGCACAUCGGCCGCCUCUUCGUCGGUGCCCAUUUCUCACCCGUCCGCGCUAGCGGGCACUCACCACCACCACCACCAUCACCACCACCACCACCAGCAGCCGCACCAAGCACUCGAGGGCGAGUUGCUGGAGCACCUGAGCCCCGGGCUGGCCCUGGGAGCCAUGGCAGGCCCCGACGGCGCGGUGGUGUCCACGCCGGCGCACGCGCCGCACAUGGCCACCAUGAACCCCAUGCACCAAGCAGCGCUCAGUAUGGCCCACGCUCACGGGCUGCCCUCGCACAUGGGUUGCAUGAGCGACGUCGACGCCGACCCGCGGGACUUGGAGGCGUUCGCCGAGCGCUUCAAGCAGCGACGCAUCAAGCUAGGGGUGACCCAGGCCGACGUGGGCUCUGCGCUGGCUAACCUCAAGAUCCCCGGCGUGGGCUCGCUUAGUCAGAGCACCAUCUGCAGGUUCGAGUCCCUCACGCUGUCUCACAAUAACAUGAUCGCGCUCAAGCCCAUCCUGCAGGCAUGGCUCGAGGAGGCAGAGAAGUCCCACCGCGAAAAGCUCACUAAGCCAGAGCUCUUCAACGGCGCCGAGAAGAAGCGCAAGCGCACGUCCAUCGCGGCCCCGGAAAAACGUUCUCUUGAAGCCUAUUUCGCCAUCCAGCCACGGCCCUCCUCGGAGAAAAUAGCCGCGAUUGCCGAGAAGCUGGACCUUAAGAAAAAUGUGGUGCGCGUCUGGUUCUGUAACCAGAGGCAGAAACAGAAAAGGAUGAAAUAUUCCGCCGGCAUUUAGGAGACCCUCGGCCUCUCCAGGGACUGCCCCCUCUGCGUCCUCUCUUUUCCCUCCGUCUUUCUCCUGCUUCUUUUCUUUCUACUUUUGGCGACCAGAAGCAAUUCCGGUGAAUGUGAAUCCAGAAAAAGCGAGGAUUGGAGAGGGAGCGAAAGAGCAAGCAUCUGAGCCCGAGCCCAGCGAGAAUGUGAAACGGUUUCUGAAAGGAAAGAGAAACAAACGUGAUCGGUCAAGUUUUAGCAAAGUUGUCUCUUUCAUCCUCAUCCGGAAAUCACACCUCGGCUUCUUCAGAGGAAGUCUGGAGCUGGCUGUUUGCAGGAAGGCAGACGAUUCAGCCUUUUAAAAGUCCCCAAGAAUGAUCAAGUAAGAUUUGUUUUUAUUCUUAAAGACAUCACCCUUGUUCAAGUUUAAAAGUACACUUUGCAGCUAUUUUUCAGAAAUAGAAAUUGAUUCAGAACUGAAACUUUAACUAGAGUUGAUGCUUAAUGUGAUAGAGACAGCUCUAAAGUAUUUUGGAUUUUAAAAAAGAUGGCAGAUUUUCUGCCUUUACACUGUAUAUGAUAUAUAUAUAUAUAUAUUUUUAUUGUGUUUCUUACCCCUUCUUCCUUUUCUGAAGUGUUAAUGCUUAAGAAAGGAAUUGCGCCUGCUGUGUUCACUGAUCUUGAAAGCUAUUAUUAGAUUAUUGCCGAACAACCCUCUGUAAAUUAUUAAUUUAUCUCUCUAGCAACUUAAUUUUGUGCACAUUCUAAUUAAUUAAACUUCUUUGGUCUUUUAAAAAAUGGGGGAAAUGUAUGGCUAGUGAACUUCAAAAAAUUUGUGUUUCACGAGUUUACUCAAUUUUUACAGCUUUCCCCUUACACUGGGUUCCUUUUUGGCCCAUUUGUAUAGUCUCUCUUUGAAUGAAGAUUGUUUUUCCUUUGUUUUUUUACUGAUAGUGUUCUGAUUUGUGAGUCAACACUCAGUAAUGGAUGUCUUGAUGGUGCAGACCUGAUUCACUGUCUAAAGUAUUGUUUACUUGGUUACAUAUUUAAUGGGGAUUCCCAUAUUAUCCCCA
This is a messenger RNA of Orycteropus afer afer, 2502 nucleotides long. It is a transcript of the gene POU4F2, whose product is annotated as POU class 4 homeobox 2. Gene Ontology annotation, biological process: regulation of transcription by RNA polymerase II. NCBI's taxonomy places the organism in Eukaryota, Metazoa, Chordata, Mammalia, Tubulidentata, Orycteropodidae. The record is from RefSeq and is a predicted model, not a curated record. Gene Ontology annotation, molecular function: DNA-binding transcription factor activity, RNA polymerase II-specific; RNA polymerase II cis-regulatory region sequence-specific DNA binding.